Messenger RNA from Drosophila willistoni, 1332 nucleotides. RefSeq names its product inner centromere protein. NCBI's taxonomy places the organism in Eukaryota, Metazoa, Arthropoda, Insecta, Diptera, Drosophilidae. The transcript is spliced from 3 exons. The record is from RefSeq and is a predicted model, not a curated record. Bases 77 to 1210 code for a protein of 377 amino acids.
CAGUUGGAAAGCCACACUACAUUCUUUUUUGUUUUUGUUUUAUGUUUGAAAUUUGAACAAAAUUUGCCUUACUGACAUGGAUAACACAGAUAUAACCGAAUUAAAACCCAAAUAUGACUGGGAUGCUAUUGUAGUCGGAGAUUAUCGUUUGGAUCAUUCGGAGAACUUCUUUGCAGCGGCAAACAAAGAGAAUCGAUCAGUUAAUAUUGGAACUUAUGCCUCAACGCCGCUGACGAAGUUGGGUCUAAGGAAUGGCAACUUUUCUUUGAAAGAAAUGGAAAUUACUUCUUUGGAUGAAGUGGAGAUUGUGACUGCAAACGAGGAUUCAAUAACAAACGUUCUUGACGAUAAGUUGCAAAAGGAAGAGGGCCAACUAAGAGACUUCAAUCAAGUAGAGGUGAAGAAUGAGACUAUCGAUGAGCCAUCCGAAAACAAAAUUCGGGGGAUUGAAGAGGAGAAACUGCAAGGAGUCGUUAAAAAUGAACCUCUUAUUCACGACGAUAAGAUGAAAAUCGUAGAAAACAAAACUCAGGAAAUUCAGGCGAAGGAACUGCAACCGAGUUAUACUGAAAGCGAAUCAUCAACUGGCCCAUCACCCAAACCCAAAUUAAAGCUUGAAUGGAGCAUAAUGCAGCCUGCCUCUGCGCCCGUCCAUGCUGCAGUUGCUCAGCCCAAGGCAUAUGGGUUUAAGGAUGUGUACCAGAGCAAGCGGAACUUGGCCUUGCGUCAGCGUGAGGAAGAGGAGCGUAAGGCUCGGGAAUUUCAUAGUCGUCCAAUGCCCAAUUUCAAAAUUUUGCACAAACGCUUGGAAGACGUUCAAGUGGUUCAUCAUAUCACAGUACCGAAAACGCCGGAGACACUGAAGACCUGGUAUGCCGAUGCGGAACGACGAAAGCAAAAGGAACAGCUGCAGCACCAGCAAGAAAAGACCCAACCUCUGCCUAGACAUGCCCUACACCAGCAACGUUCACAUUCCCAGCCCCAGUCCCAGGUGGACGGUAAAAAAACCCAUCAUCUUAAUGUCAAACCAUUCAACUUGCGCAGCGACCAACGAGUUCGGGAUCGUCGGGAAUAUGAUGCAGCUGUGCAAGUUGGCGCAGAGCAGAAAAAGAAAGAGCAAGACGAACAACGGAAGCAACGUGAACUGGAGGAAAUCAAGGAAAUACGCAAAAUGACCGAAUUCAAAGCGCGUCCAAAUCCAUUUAAGUAGUUCUUAGUCAAAGAUGGCAAACAAAAUUACUAUACAAACAAAAUUGUUGAAGAUAAAAAACAAAAACAAAAAAAAAACAUACAUAUAUAUAAAUAAAUCAGAAGAUGGAGUAAGAGCGAGAA